This is a messenger RNA of Pyricularia grisea, 224 nucleotides long. RefSeq lists its product as uncharacterized. The transcript is spliced from 2 exons. NCBI's taxonomy places the organism in Eukaryota, Fungi, Ascomycota, Sordariomycetes, Magnaporthales, Pyriculariaceae. The annotation marks the transcript as partial. The record is from RefSeq and is a predicted model, not a curated record.
UCUCCUUAGAGCAGCGGAGCAAAAAGGCAUCCUUGCCAUGAUCACUGUGACUUCCCUAAAAGGCAAUAACGUCUAGUCACCUCUGAAUGGGCAGGUACAUGCCCUCAGUUUGCGAAGCACGUGGGGCCGCCCAGCAAGGCAACUAUGGGACCAUUACUACAAAAAGCUCAUGGGCCGUCCUAUCCUUUAGACGCCAAUGUAAACACAUAAACCAAACGCCCAAU